AGAGAUGAGUGAAAAGCAAACUUCUCCAUAAGAUUUUGUUGGUUAUUUUUGUGUCUCAAAUUUGCUUGGCUAUAAUUUUGACGUAGCCUACACACCAGGAAAAUCUUUUGGGUCAAUUAUGACAUAGUGAGCUCUCGUCGAGCGUCCACGAAAGCAGCAACAUGGGCCAGCGGUUAAGCCAGGACUGUGCCCUCUGUUGGGAUCCGGAGGAAGCGUCUAGGCAAAUACGGAGUAAGAAGCAACAAAAGGCAGCGCUGCAGAAGUAAUUUCUAUAUUCAGACAAGAAGCUGAGAAGUACUUCUAUUUGUUUCUGAUAUAGCUGUUCACCCUCACUGAAUGAAUGAAUGUUCUUUUGAGAUUACAUCUGUGGUUAUCUUAAUCCGCACUGCGUUGUAAAGUACUUACCAUGACGAGUUCAGCUCGGUGUAAGUUUUGCUUCAAAGUUGGCCGGUAGGGGUCAAACCUGAAGUACAUGACCAUGACCAUGGAGAAUAUCAUGAAGCAAGUUUUUACUCUCCCGAAAGGUUAAGGACAACCCUUCUAUGUAAGUGUCAGUCUCUACUCUAACCUAACCUCUCUACUCUGGUUAAUAAACGUCAAGUGCGUCUGAUUACUUCAGAACAACAACAAACCACUGCUCAGCAGGUACGAGGAUCUCCUCGCUGCAGUGGAGUAUGGCGCAGAUGCUAGAACGAUAGAGGAGGAAAUAGCGAAACACGAUGCUUACUGCAAUGGGAAGGGAGCUGAUUGGAGGAGAGAAAUGGAGUCCAGACCUCAAUUCGCAGAAGUACAAGCGAAGAGAGCGAAAUUGAGGAUAUAGCAUAAUGUUUGCGGAAAGCUUGUUAUGUCACACCAAUGAAUUAGACAUACUGCUUGCCUGGCACAUCAAUCAAUCAAUAGCAACAUCUUAAAAUCUUGUUUUUCUUCAAGCAGACCUUGCCACACCAUGCCCUCGCAUGAUCCCAGACUCCUUUACUUGAAGCUCUUUGUGCAUGAUGUUCCGUUGUCAUCUGGGCAUCUGGUCUGGCACAUUUGUCAAAAAAUCGCAAUCUAUCAACACGUCAAUCUCUCAUUGAACGCAUCAAUCUCUCAUUGAGCGCAUCAAUCAUAGUUCCCCCAUGUCAUAAUCUCCGCGCACACACACCCAGCGCAGCAGAACCGGAAGAAAUUUUUGAUCAUCUUUGUCCCACAUUAACAGCGACUCUGUUGUGUUGGCCCUCAGCAAAAUUCCCACCAGUGACGUGGAUCAAAGGCAUUCCUAGCCCAGCUAUAUUACUCAGUUCUACAACUGCGCAGCGUGGGUUAAC
Molecule: messenger RNA, 1307 nt
Organism: Amoebophrya sp. A25
Lineage: Eukaryota; Dinophyceae; Syndiniales; Amoebophryaceae
Source: the annotation of a GenBank genome assembly